AUGUUGGAGAAAAGCCUUCUUUCAAACCCAGGCCUCGAAUUCACUGCACGCGGUCUUCUCGCCCCGCAUCAGGCGCUGCCGAUGAGUCCCGUCGGCCUUGUCUCACCCGCCAAGAAUGUGAGCGCUGCUGCUUUCCUGCACGGCAACAAGGAUGGACGUCGCAAAGUGCUUCAUCAGCCACGGGACGCAGCCGAGCUCGGUUGCGGCUCAUCUCGCAGCGCGAUCCACAAAAACGAGUCCUCGCUUUCGCCAUGCGAAGUUAUCCAACCUGCAUCUGCUGUAGCCGACGAGAUUGUACUGACGCCGGCGAAAGCGUCCGGGCUUGGCAGCGCGCAUUUGCAGCAGCAACGCCCGAGAGCCGGUCGCCAAAACUUGCCCGCCGCUUUACGCUUGCCUUGGCCGCCGUCGCUACGAUUCUGCUUCGGAUCCAGCCGAGAAUCGCGGCUUGUGUCUCGCACUUCCGAGCGAGCUCAGCAGGAUCGCUUCAAGGAUCUAAGCGCACCGUCGUCGACCCCACCAUCGACAGCUCCGACUAAGACAGCCACCACGUUUGCGAACCUGUCCCACCGCGCACAGAUUGCUUCGCGUUGUGUCCUGCGCAAGGGUCAGCCGGGCCAUCUGCUUUCCUCUCCUCGGCAGUCCGUCGCCCUCAUUAUCAGGCCCUCAACGCCGUCGUUUCCGACAAUCAUCCGCUAUCAAGUCCAAUCCAUUCUCUGCCCAUCCGGCGUCUCGGACCUGAUCAAAUCGCCGUGUGCAGCUAUCAUGCCCGAGAUGUUGGCAGCACAUUCAAUGGAGGCGGUAAAGCACUCCAGAGGUACUCCGCGACCGCAGCACGGUCAAGCUCUUGCAGACAAUUGGCCGCAUGAUUUGUGGCGUAAUCUUGUUUGCUUGCGGCGCGUUUUCAUCGAUUCUUCGCCCACACUUCUCAGCCAAGGCCGGUUGAAUAGACAACGACGGCACCAGUCCCGCCAGCAUCAGCUGACGGAGAGUGAGCGGCCCGGGAGCCAAGAAAAGAACCCACCGGCACCAUCUUCAUCUCGGGCGCAGGAGAGCACGAGUUCAGCCCACUCAUCUGGCAGCUACCUCAGCGAUAGAAGCACAAAGCGGCGACUUGGCAGCGAGCCUGCCGGUGAAGCUUUGCCCAUCAGCAAACGGGCCGAAAAAGUGAACGAAGGCUCUUCGCUCACCUACAAGCUCGUCUUGGUCCAGCAACCGACCAUCGGAUCGGCGUUCGAAGACAACUUGCUGGGGCGACUUGGCCUUGCACCUCCAUUGAUCGUGGAGCUCCAGGUGUUUCGAGACGGCAAGAUCUCGGAUGCCAAUGCCGAUCUUCCCUUCCUCAUCUGCCAGUGCUCGCUGCUCGACGAACAGGGCAGGGUGGCAGAUAUGGUCGAUCAGAGAGUCGGCUCUGCUUCGCAGCAGAGCCAGGAAGCAAGAACCGCACCUGCAGCCGUUUCGGCCGUGCCGAGGCGCGGUCGGAGCGUCCGAAACAAGAUCAGCCAUCGUGGCGGCUUGGCCGAUGGAACGGUCACGCCGCUCUCGCUGGACUCGACGGAAGCAUCGACAAGCAGUGCCUCGGAAGGUACCCUGACGCCCGGUACGGGAGAAUCAUCAGCAACGCAGCUGUCGGGACGAAACUCGCCGCAGAUCGUCCGCAUGCUCUAUGGCACACUCGCGGCAGGGCCUCAGCAGUACAAUUCGCCGAACGCCGACGAGGAGGAAAAGGCGUACUUCUUCUUUCCCGAGCUCAGCAUCCGCACUCCCGGCCGCUUCAAGAUCAUAUGCACGCUUCUGCGUCUCUCGCUACCAGGCAUGGAGGCAGCCGAGGUGGGAAGCCUCGCCUCGGUCGAGACGCAGACGUUCGAGGUGGUCAAACGCACCGACUACUCGGCGCCUUACAUCACCGACAUCUCGCGCCACUUUGCCCGCCAGGGCGUACCGCUUCUCUUACCUCCCGGUGUCUCUGCCGAGUAG
Molecule: messenger RNA, 1974 nt
Organism: Moesziomyces aphidis
Lineage: Eukaryota; Fungi; Basidiomycota; Ustilaginomycetes; Ustilaginales; Ustilaginaceae
Source: the annotation of a GenBank genome assembly